Entrophospora sp. SA101 is the source of this 177-nucleotide messenger RNA. The record is from the annotation of a GenBank genome assembly. NCBI's taxonomy places the organism in Eukaryota, Fungi, Glomeromycota, Glomeromycetes, Entrophosporales, Entrophosporaceae.
AUGGAAGCAUCAGGAGGUUCCCUUCAACAGGAUCAGAAACAUGCUCUUAAUGAUUCAGGCAAAAUAUCUAACACUGAAGACCAAAUCACGCUAAUAGAAGUAUCACUUUACAAACUGCGAAUCUGCAAGGAAGUUGAGGCCCAAGUGCCAUCUUUCCAUUUGCAUUGUCUUCCAUAG